AUGGGUAAAAAGAGUAAAUUCACUCUUCACCUUGUGAAACAAGCCGACAAUGGGUCAUAUCGUAUAAAAUCACUGGAAGAAGAUUCUAGUCAGGUUCCUCCUUGUCCUGCACCAAAGGAAAGAGUAGACCUACAAAAUGAAGAUAAUGUGAAAAAAGAAGCCAAUACAGAGGUGAAUUCCACUUCUGAGUUUGAAAGUCUUUUCAAACACAGCAGCAAGGAUGAUAUGUUCAGUGGCAGUAGUGAUGUUUAUGAUCCCGAUAAAAACAAAAAUGACCAUAGCAGUAACAACAGCACGGAAAAUAACAAUGAUGAAGUUGAUGUGAGAGUAACAAGUACAAAGCAGUACCAUAAAAGGAAAAGCAAUCAACCACUUCAAAGCUUGCAGAAAGAAAAAUGUAUGAGGGGACAGGAUUAUUUAGGCAAAAAGAUGAGUUUGCAAAAAGAGUCCAACAAUGAGCAGAAGUAG
This is a messenger RNA of Schistocerca gregaria, 468 nucleotides long. RefSeq lists its product as uncharacterized. Lineage: Eukaryota; Metazoa; Arthropoda; Insecta; Orthoptera; Acrididae. The coding region runs from base 1 to 468 and encodes 155 amino acids. The transcript has 2 exons. The record is from RefSeq and is a predicted model, not a curated record.